AUGGCUUCGGCAAGCACCAGUACACGUGUUAAAUGGAUGUGGAAAGCAAAUGCGGAUCCUUUUUCAAAAACUGAACCAGCGGAAUGGAAAUCCUACUCUGAUGUAGAAAAUAGAAUUAUUGAAGAGGCAUUUCAAUCUGGGCAAAGUCAUGCUAUUCUGGACUCUUAUAGUAUUAAUUUUAAACACAGAAUUCAAAUUCUCAACGAAGAUGGCAAUAAACAACGUCCUAUCAAACGAGAAAUAGUCAAUACAGCCGAUCAGUACCUACGAGAAGAACGAUUUACAUUUACUCCUAUCAAUCCCGAACAACCAUUUGCUGGUUUAUAUGGUUGGAUUUCACCGUUUAUACGAGCAACCGUGAAAGAGCUGAAUAUCACCGAAGAUCAGUUACCUUCGAAAGAUGACACAGUCGUUCCGAUGAUUGUAGAAAGAGCAGCGAAAGGUAUCAUUCAAGAAGGAAAGAAAAUUGGAAAACAAUGUGAAGCUGAACAUAUGGCGAAAGAACUAUUGAAGAAAAAAGAUGAAGGUAUGAAAGAAGUCUGGAAAUGUUGCGCGCAUCUGUAUUCAAUGGAGAGUUUCUUAUAUAAAAAAUUAAAUGAAACCAUGCGAUUGAUUGGAAGCAAAGAGCAUGAGCAAGAAUGGAGAAAUAAUGUCUGCACAUUGGGACCAUUCUCAUUAUUGUUAUGGGACAAUCCUUUUGACAAUAAAACAACUCAAAGAGGGACAAUUUUUUAUCGAGGAGCAAAUUUAAACGAUAAAUUGAUUUCGAUUUUCAAGGAAGAUAGUUUAAACAAAAAAGAAACAAGUCGUUCUUUUCCAGCGUUCACGUCAUGCAGUCGUAGUCGAGUUGCAGCCGAAAAAUUCGGAAAUGUUUUAUUUAUAAUGACCGUUAAGCAUGCAUUUACUGUAGACCUUAAGCCAUUCUCUGAAUAUCCUGAUGAAGAAGAAGAAUUACUUUCUCCAGGUGUUUGUUUUACUAUUGAACGUGUAGAAUCCAGCAAAACCGAAAACAAGCAUUUAAUUUAUUUAAAUCUUAUGCAACAGUACGAUCAACGCGACAGCGAACAAAUAUCUGAGUCUCCUUCUUGGCUUGCUGCUCGUGGUGGUGAUGCUCGUUAUGAUGAUCUUUAUCUUGCUCUUGGUAAUUAUGAUAAUAAUCCUGCUUUUGAUGAUCCCGCUUAUAAUCCUGAUAAUCUUAGUGUUGAUGAUUGUCUUUCUGCCGAACAUGGUCGUGAAGGUCCUAAUGGCAACUGGGAAUGA
Messenger RNA from Adineta steineri, 1260 nucleotides. The record is from the annotation of a GenBank genome assembly. NCBI's taxonomy places the organism in Eukaryota, Metazoa, Rotifera, Eurotatoria, Adinetida, Adinetidae.